Messenger RNA from Blepharisma stoltei, 1257 nucleotides. The record is from the annotation of a GenBank genome assembly. NCBI's taxonomy places the organism in Eukaryota, Ciliophora, Heterotrichea, Heterotrichida, Blepharismidae.
AUGGGAGCCCAAUGCAGCAUAGAUAGAAAAGAAAAAACAAGACGACGGUAUUUCAAAAUUAUUAGGAAGCAGAAAGAACUUUAUUUAAAAAAGCACCAAUUAGCCAUCAAUACUUAUAAUUUUAAAGUAAAUUUCUAUUUAGAACUGGCUCAAACAUAUGAUCCGUGAAUUAAAAAGUCUACAAGAAAAAUUUCCAGAAGCUUUAUGGCCUCAAGAACUGGUUUAUCUUUGUAAAUCUUGAAAAAGAGCUGAUCUCAAAUGGAGAUCAAACGUAAUUUGAUACAAUUAUCUACACAGCUAUAAGUCUAAUAUACCUCUUCCUGACAAAACUGUGACUAAUUUUAAACUUCCUUUGCCAAGCACUUUUCAAGUAGAUUCACUGUUGGAUUUUAUAAAAACCCACUUGUCACAUACAGAAGACCAUUUUAUCUCAGCAAUGAUUUUUAAAUUUACUGACUCUUUUGAUAAGCAAGAUUUUCCAAAAUAUGAUAUUCAGUGUUAUUAUAAUAAAUAUUACAAAACUCUAAAUAAAUGUAAUUUUUACAUAAAAAAUAGGCUAUUGCUUAAAAUAUAGUAAAAAUAAUGAUACAAAUAAAGCAUAUAAAGCCAAUCAUAGACGAAAUUAAUGAUUUUGUACAAUUAGCUCUCCAAACUCUGCUUAAUUACUACGGAGGAAUCGUGAGAGAUUUAAUCAAAAAAAAAGAUGGUGACAUUUCAGAUUUAAUUCUUACCUACACAAUUUCUAAUAAAAUUCAUGAGACUGCAUUGAACACUUAUUUAGAAAUGUAUAAAUGUGAGGAAUCCAAAUACCAACAAAACAUUGAAAAAUUCCAAUAUUUGAAGUGCAAGGAUUUUGGAAUUAAAGAGCUAUUUCAAUUGGAUUUACACUUAGAAAAUGCUUAUGGAGCUUCUAUAGACAAACUGCGAGACAUAGAAAAAGUGAACUCCCCAAUAGAAAAACUCAAUGUCAUUACAAAAGCAGCUGUAGAAAUCUGCAAUUGUAUAGACUUUAUAUGAAAAGAAAACGACGAAACAACUCAAGAUGACUUAAUUAUUGACUCAGACCAAAUUUUAAGCAUUUUCAUGUAUGUGGUUUUAAAAGCGAAAAUUAAAAAUUUAAGAGGCCACGUAAAAAUGAUUUACGAUUUUGGCAGAAAAGAAAUGCAAAAUGGUUCUAUGGGUUAUUAUGUAAUAACUCUUGAAGCCUGUAUCCAACAAAUCGAAAUGCUAGAAAACCAAGAAGGCUUUUUUGAAUAG